Aegilops tauschii subsp. strangulata is the source of this 1614-nucleotide messenger RNA. RefSeq lists its product as uncharacterized. The record is from RefSeq and is a predicted model, not a curated record. Lineage: Eukaryota; Viridiplantae; Streptophyta; Magnoliopsida; Poales; Poaceae.
AUGGGCGAUGAGCCGGCAGCACCCAACUUGAUGGAUGAGGAGUACUACAUGUUUCGCAACAAAGGAUCCGAUAAUGACAUAUUGGAUGAUGACGAGGAAGCAAGCAUGUCUAGCGCUAAUCCUAGCGAGAUUGAUCCAUUUGACAGUGUCUACUCAAACAUCCCAGACAUCACUCACAUCCUGAAACUCGCUGAAAAUUGCAAACACUGCAAGGCCAGGAAGUUUGAGUCUGAGACUGGCGGGUUCUGCUGUUGCAAUGGCCAGAUUCAGCUUAAGCAUCCGGAACCAAUCCCAGAGCUUAUGAGGCUAUGGUCCAGCAUGGAUGCAGAUUCUAGACAUUUUCGAGAGAACAUACGGUUCUCCAACGGGCAUUUCGCCUUCACAACCCUUGGCGUCAGCCUUGAUGAAAACUACACAAACAUGAAGUCUGGGGUGUACACAUUCCGAGCACACGGCACCAUCUACCACAACGUGCAUUCGUUCGGGCCAAGCUCCCGUCCAGAACAUCUGCAGUUGUACUUCUAUGAUGACGACCCAAACAUAACUCAUCGUAAGGCGGCCACCAAGCAAUUAGACCAGGAUGUCGUGAAGAGUUUGGUAGACAUACUCAAAGAAAACCCAUACUCCCAGCAAUUUAGGAGUUUGGGUGCACACAAGGACAACCUCGAUGAUUAUAGGAUAGACCUAAACACCGAUAAGAGGCUUGACCAAAGAAGAUAUAAUAGACCGGUGUCAUCUGAGAUCGCUGCAAUUUGGGUUGAGGGCAAUGACCUAGCCAAAAGGGGGGAGCUAGGUUGGCAUCCGAAGCUACCUAAACGUAAUGUUUCUUGGGAGCUUGUACAACAUCCAAGACUGGGCCAUGAUGAUGAUGAGGAUGCAGAGGGGAAUAGCAGGUUAUGCGUCUCCGUGAGAGACUAUUACUGUUACAUGCUGCAAACACGGCCUGGGAUCUUCAAUCCCAUACUCUGUGGAGCACGCCUACUGCAGCAAUGGGCGGUUGACAUGUACAUCAAGAUUGAGAGUUGUCGGUUGAGGUGGUACAGGAAGAACCAGACGCAGAUCUGUGCCGACUUGUAUAAAGGAGUUGUUGAUGCGAUCACAUCGGGGGAGACGCGAGCAAGCGCUGUUGGGGUAAGAAUAGUGCUCCCUGAAACUUACCCUGGUGGUGACCGCGACAUGAAGAAGAGACAUAUGGAUGCCAUGCCAAUUGUCCAUACAUACGGGAAGCCUGACAUCUUCUUGACCAUGACUUGCAACCCUAAAUGGGAAGAGAUAACGAAUGAGUUGCUUCCUGGUCAGACGGCGCAAGAUUGUCCUGAUAUUGUGGCCCGCGUGUUCUACGGCAAGCUAGAGGCUAUGAAAGACCUGUUGCUCAAGAAAAUGGUCCUGGGUGUUGUUGUUGCUUAUGUGUACGUAGUCGAGUUCCAAAAGAGGGGCCUCCCACACGCACAUUUGUUGUUGAUCAUGGAUUCAACAUACAAGCUUCUCGUCCCGGAGCAGUAUGACCGACUCAUUUCCGCAGAGCUCCCAGACAAGCAAAAGUAUCCGGAAUUGUAUGCACUCCAUGACAGUGUAGUGAUUGACCCAGUCAGAUGCCACAGAAGUAGCUCAUAA